CCGAGAUACGCUGGAAAGUUGCAGUUAGCAUUUGACCGCCUUGUAACAUUGUGAUACACCGAAGAAAUGGUCUCCAAGCUCGGCGUAUUCGCCCUCUUCGCCCUCCUCGCGACCAACGCCAGGGCGGGAAUCGUCUCCCUGGGUCACGUCGGCGACGGAGGAUCCUUCCACGAUGCCCAUUCGGCCCUCACCCAGAGCCACGCAACCUCGUUCACCCACUUUCACGGCCCCGUCGAAGGCCCCGUCUACGAGGUCAAGGUCCCCCACGUUCCCGAGCACGACGAGCACGCCCACCUCCACGGGCAGCAUCACCAGGACCACGGAUACACCCUUGACUACGUCGCUCAACCUAAGUACGAAUUCUCCUACGGGGUGGAGGACCAUCACACGGGGGAUAUCCACGGGCAGAAGGAGUCACGUGACGGUAAAACGGUAAGAGGCGAGUACAGCAUCCAUGAACCCGGCGGCAACAUCAGGACUGUAAAGUACCACGCGGACAAGGACGGUUUUCACGCGGUUGUUCACAAUUCCGGAAGUAACGAUCACUCCGGCGGAGUUUACGGCGGUCAGGGGGCUCACGGGGUUCACGGGGGUCAAGAAGAGCAGCAUAACCUGGACCUGGGUCACACAGCACCGGUCCACGAGGAGCACCAGCUCGAGGAGUACGCUGUGUACCAGGGUCAGGAGGUGCAGGCAUCCGGUCACGGUGCCACGGGAUAUCUGUGAGAUAAACCGCUGAAAACGCCGUCGGUGGGCUCUGAACGCCGAAACACACACGUACCUGGAUCGUUUAAUUAUUUUUAAAGCAUUGCGCGUACAGAGAGAAGCGUUCAUUUUUUUAUCGUUAACGUUUGUUGCCUGCCUGCCUGCCUUAAGUGUACCAAAGCCUUAUACGUACAACGACCCUUUUUAUACUAUAGAGAGGUUAUUAAUUAACUGUAUCAAUUUAUUCUAUACAUAUACCUAAUAAUUGUAACCUGUAAAACGAUGCGCAAUGUAGCGUGUAGCAUUUAUCGUGACUAUGUAAUAGGUCUUGUUUUGUAAAUAUAUAUAACUAUUUUCCAAUAAAGCGUUCGAUGCGUUAUACAAA
This is a messenger RNA of Neodiprion virginianus, 1090 nucleotides long. RefSeq lists its product as uncharacterized. The record is from RefSeq and is a predicted model, not a curated record. The transcript is spliced from 3 exons. Gene Ontology annotation, cellular component: extracellular matrix. The coding region runs from base 67 to 726 and encodes 219 amino acids. Lineage: Eukaryota; Metazoa; Arthropoda; Insecta; Hymenoptera; Diprionidae.